UUCAGUCCUCAGUCUUGAUUUUGCCGGUCAAGUGGCAAGACGUGUAUACACUUAAUAUAUUUCGAUUAAAGAGAUAAUAAAUAUAUAAAAUAGGACGUUUAAUAAUUAAUUAUUAAUAAUGGUGUUAGGUAUAAUCAGUAGAAAUAUAUAUGUUAGAUUUGGAGCUGGUUGUAGAAAUAAAUUACAAAUAAAUAAGACAUGUGCUGUGAAUUUUUCAAUAAAAAGUGACACAGAUGAAACGCAAACUGAUAAAACAGAAUUGAAAGCACCAGUUGGAGAUGGAAAAUAUUUUAAAUCUGUUGAUCAAGCUAUAACUGAUAUUCCUGAUGGUGCUAAAUUAUUAGUGGGUGGUUUUGGACUAUGUGGUAUACCUGAAAAUUUGAUAAAUGCAAUCAGUAAGAAAGGAUGUAAAAAUUUAACAGUUGUAUCAAAUAAUGCUGGUAUUGAUGAUUUUGGUUUGGGAAUACUUUUAUCACAGCAAAGAAUAAAACGAAUGAUUGCAUCUUAUGUUGGUGAAAAUGCUGAAUUUGAAAAACAAUAUCUUAGUGGUAAUCUUGAAGUUGAAUUAACACCACAGGGUACACUAGCAGAACGUAUUAGAGCCGGAGGUGCUGGUAUACCAGCAUUUUUUACAUCAACUGGUUUUGGCACGAUAAUUCAAGAAGGUAAUGUUGUAAUUAAACAUGAUGCUAAUGGCAAUCCUGAAAUAUCAGGUGAACCAAGACAUUUUCAAGAAUUCGAUGGAAAAAAUUAUGUUAUGGAAACUGCAAUUACUGGAGACUUUGCAUUAAUAAAGGCAUGGAAAGCUGAUAAAGCUGGAAAUUUAAUUUUCAAUAAAUCAGCAAGAAAUUUUAAUCCUGUGAUGUGUAAAGCUGCCAAAGUUACAAUUGUUGAGGCUGAAGAAAUUGUUGAAGUUGGUCAACUUGAUCCUGAUAAUAUUCACGUACCCGGAAUUUAUGUAGAUAGAAUUAUUAAAGGACGUAAUUAUGAAAAGCGUAUUGAAAAAAUAAAAACUAGUUCUUCAUUAAAAUCGAAAAAAUCAACGCCAGCAAGUAAAGCUAGAGAUAAAAUUAUUCGACGUGCUGCUUUAGAAUUUAAAGAUGGAAUGUAUGUUAAUUUAGGUAUUGGAAUGCCAAUGUUAGCUGCUAAUUACAUUAAGAAAGGCAUGAAUGUGACACUUCAAUCUGAAAAUGGAAUUUUGGGCCUUGGUCCUUAUCCAGAUGAAAAUCAAGUUGACCCAGAUUUAAUAAAUGCUGGUAAAGAAUCAGUAACUGUUGCUCCCGGUGCAUCUUUCUUUGGCAGUGAUGAAAGCUUUGCUAUGAUAAGAGGUGGUCACAUUCAAUUGACAAUACUUGGAGGUAUGCAGGUAUCUAGGAAUGGAGAUUUAGCCAAUUGGAUGAUUCCUGGAUCGAUGGUCAAGGGUAUGGGUGGAGCAAUGGACUUAGUUUCUGCCGCAGGAACAAAAGUGGUUGUCACGAUGGAACACACAGCUCGUGAUGGCAGCCCUAAAAUUUUAGAAGCUUGUACAUUGCCUGUCACCGGCCAACAAUGUGUCGAUUUAAUUAUUACGGAUUUGGCUGUUUUCGAAGUUAUUGAAGGCGAAGGCUUACGAUUGAUUGAAUUAGCUCCUAAUGUUGAUAUCAGCGAGGUUGUUAGUUCAACCGGUUGUGAGUUUUCUGUUGCUGAUGAUCUUAAAGUUAUGGGACAAAUAUCUAUGGAUGAUGAAAGCUAAAUUUUUUUUUAAAAGAAAAAAUUUAUUACAGCAUUUUUAAAAUAUUAAUUUAUAACCCAAUAAAUAUGAUAUAUUGUAAAAAAAAAUUGUAUAUUUUGUAAAGUACAAUAGAAGUAUUAUUUUGUACAUUAUUUAAAACAAAACGUUUUUGAAUUAGCAAAUUAAUACAUAUAUAUAUAUUAAUCAACUUAAUUAUUA
Molecule: messenger RNA, 1930 nt
Organism: Microplitis mediator
Lineage: Eukaryota; Metazoa; Arthropoda; Insecta; Hymenoptera; Braconidae
Gene: SCOT
Product: succinyl-CoA:3-ketoacid-coenzyme A transferase, mitochondrial
Exons: 6
Coding region: 119-1732 (537 amino acids)
Biological process (GO): ketone body catabolic process
Cellular component (GO): mitochondrion
Molecular function (GO): succinyl-CoA:3-oxo-acid CoA-transferase activity
Source: RefSeq, a predicted model, not a curated record